AUGCUGGGUCGUCCUAACAUCGUAAUCGCAGGACUUGCCUGUGAAACCUCUACCUUCUCCCCUGCUCGCACACUGGCACCAGCCUUUCAUGCCCGGCGUGGAAAGGAGGUGAUCGACGAGUACGCCUUUCUCCAUCCCGGGACCGCGCUUGGAAAUUCGGCAGAUUGGCACGGGGCGCUUAUCGGGCAUGCUCUACCCGGUGGAAUUGUGACUCGAGAAGCAUUCGAGGAACUUUCCAGCGAAAUCCUCACUCGGUUGAAAAACAUCAAAAAGACAACUAGCAUCGAUGGCCUUUGGUUUGAUAUCCAUGGGGCGAUGUGCGUCGAGGGAAUGGAUGAUUCCGAAGCAGAGCUUCUUCAUCGAGUUCGAGAAGUGAUUGGCCCCGAUGUGAUCGUUUCGGCGUCGAUGGAUCUUCAUGGAAAUGUUUCCCGGCGGUUGGCUCACCAGACUGAUCUCAUUACUUGCUACCGAAUGGCACCGCAUGAAGACGAGCUGGAGACCAAAGAGCGAGCUUGCAGGAAUCUUGUUGAUAUGUUGAAGUCUCCCGUUGGACGGCCGGGUAGGCCUUUGAAGGCGUGGGUCCCAAUCCCGGUUCUUCUUCCUGGGGAACAAACAUCUACUCGGAUAGAGCCUGCUAAGGGGCUCUACGCACUUGUUCCUGAUGUUGAAUCUACAGAAGGGGUCCUCGAUGCAGCUAUUUGGGUGGGCUAUGCCUGGGCGGACGAGCCUCGGAACCACGCAGUUGUCGUUGUUACAGGCUGGAAUGCGGAACGAGUUAACGCCGGGGCAAAGAAACUUGCAAAUCACUUUUGGGACGUACGCAAGGAAUUCAAAUUUGUUGCACCUACAGGCUCACUUAUGGAGUGCAUCGAUGCCGCCCUGAAAUCUACCAGUCGACCCUUUUUCAUCUCAGAUUCCGGUGACAACCCUACAGCUGGAGGUGCAGGGGACGUCACCUGGAGUCUGAACCGAAUUCUCGGUCGCCCUGAAUUCAAAAGCUCCGGACCGACGGUGAUCUACGCCAGCAUCCCGGGGCCGCAGGCAAUCGAGACAAUUUUGAAGGCAGGGAUAGGUGCUGAGGUUACCGUUACUGCCGGUGCAGAAGUCGACAACCUCCACGACGGCCCGAUCACUAUGACUGGACAUGUUCACUCCAUCAGGCAUGGAGAUAGAGAUGCUGUCGUGGAGGCUGUGCUUCAGGUCGGAAGCGUUUUCGUCAUUAUUACCAAAUUGCGCAAGCCCUAUCAUCAUGAGAAGGAUUUCACUGGUUUGAAUCUUGCACCCCGAAAUACCGAUAUUGUUUUUGUGAAAAUCGGAUACUUGGAGCCCGAGCUGUUCGAUAUGGCUGCUGAUUGGCUGCUCGCCUUGACUCCAGGUGGUGUUGAUCAAGAUCUGCCUCGACUUGGUCAUCGUCGCAUUUGCCGUCCAAUGUGGCCAUAUGAUCGAGAAUUCCCUCAGCAACCGGACUUGACUCCACGUUUCAUUCCGUUUUCAAAUGAGGCACUCUGA
Penicillium odoratum is the source of this 1509-nucleotide messenger RNA. RefSeq names its product M81 family metallopeptidase. The record is from RefSeq and is a predicted model, not a curated record. The coding region runs from base 1 to 1509 and encodes 502 amino acids. The transcript has a single exon. Lineage: Eukaryota; Fungi; Ascomycota; Eurotiomycetes; Eurotiales; Aspergillaceae.